This is a messenger RNA of Acanthamoeba castellanii str. Neff, 504 nucleotides long. RefSeq names its product retinal pigment epithelial membrane protein. Gene Ontology annotation, biological process: carotene catabolic process. NCBI's taxonomy places the organism in Eukaryota, Discosea, Longamoebia, Acanthamoebidae. The transcript is spliced from 5 exons. Gene Ontology annotation, molecular function: carotenoid dioxygenase activity. The record is from RefSeq and is a predicted model, not a curated record. Bases 1 to 504 code for a protein of 167 amino acids.
AUGGACUUUGAGCAGGGCAUGUGGUUGGCGAAUGCGAGGGCUGCCCCCGGUGUUGUGCACAACUACACCGCCGACCUCAAGCGGGGCACCCUCGUCCGCACCAAGGCCGAUUUUUGCAGCUGCGAAUUCCCUAGCGUGCACCCGGAGAUUGCGGGGAAGAGGUGGCGGUACGCGUACCUGAUGGCGUCGGAUUCGCCGCAGAAACCCAUCCCCUUCCAGGAGAUCGUCAAGUUCGACCGCGAAGGACUCCGCCGCCAGGUGUGGAGUGCCCGGGCUGAGUUCUCAAUCCUGGGUGAGCCCGUGUUCGUGCCUCGUCCGGGGCUCAACAGGGAGGAAGACGACGGGUGGGUGAUCACGCAACUGUACGACUGCAAGAGGCACGAAACGCAAUUCGUGGUGCUCGACGCCCGCAAUCUUGGCCACGGACCAGUCGCUAGGGCAAAGCUGGCGCACCACACCCCCUACGGGUUCCACGGCACCUUCACUCCUGAGGUCUUCUACUAA